GUCGCACGCGAUGGGUCGCUUCGCCUCCGCGUCGGCCCUCCCGCCGCCGGCGACGGCCGCGGCGGCUCUCAGGUUCGGCGCCGCCGCAUCGCGGGUCCCCCGGGCGCUAGCCCUUACCUACUCCACUCGCCCGUGGCGCCGGCGCCACCUGUGCUCCUCGUCGUCGUCGGCUGGUGGUGGUGGUGCUGCUGCUACGGUGGAGGCGGUGGAGGCGGCGCGGCAAGGGCGGAAGCAGGUGGGCGCGACGCCGCAGCUCUACGAGUACCUCCUCGCCAACGUCCGUGAGCACCCAGUUCUCCGGGAGCUACGCGAGGAGACGGCGGCCAUGAGAGGGAGCCAGAUGCAGGUUUCGCCCACGCAGGCUCAGCUGCUAGCAAUGCUUGCGCAAAUUCUUGGGGCUCAACGAUGCAUUGAAGUCGGCGUCUAUACAGGAUAUUCAUCAUUAGCUGUAGCACUAGCUCUUCCUGAAUCAGGUUGUUUGGUUGCUUGUGAAAGGGAUGGAAGAUGCCUAGAAAUUGCCAAGAAAUACUACCAGCGUGCUGGUGUUGCACACAAGGUUGAUGUCAAACAUGCUCUAGCUGUGGAUACCUUGAAGUCACUAAUUGACCAUGGUGAGGCUAACAGUUAUGACUUUGCAUUCGUUGAUGCAGACAAAAAAACAUAUGAGGAGUAUUAUGAACUUCUGCUUAAGCUAGUAAGAAUCGGUGGUUUGAUUGUAAUAGACAAUGUCCUUUGGUAUGGAAGGGUUGCUGAUCCAUUAGUGAAUGACCUAAAGACAAUCAGUAUAAGGAACUUCAACAAGAAACUUCUGGAAGAUAAUCGUGUCAACAUCAGCAUGGUGCCAAUCGGGGACGGGAUGACUAUUUGUCAGAAGCUAGUGGAUACCUGACUGAACAACAUACUUUCUAGAUCUUGUUAACUUCCCCUGGACUGAUGGCAGCUAAUAUACACCUCUUGACAUCAUAGACGCAGUAAGUCUUGCAUGCCCAAGGGUACCAAUCGCUAUGGAGGCAUAUUGGGAACCAAGAUUAUACCAGAUGCCUAUUGUUGUAUUGAGCAACAAAAAUACUGGCAAGCAUGUUUUUUUGUCCAAAUGCACUUCAGACCUGCCUGCCAUAAGAUGGAGCUGAGCAUGCUAAAUGGAAACUAUGGCUUCAAAGCCCUCAAGCACGAAGCAGACAACGUAUUGGGGUGUUGCCUUGUCCUGUUCAGAUGAAACAGGCCAUGAACUGUUUAUCGAUUGCUUCAUGCUUGCGUGAAGAUGUCUUUGUCAUGUAAAUUUGGGGCAGUUUACUUUUAAUUGUUCAAUAGCGAUCCACAUAUAAAAUACUGGAAAGAACCAUGUUUAGGCAACUGACCCUUAAUAAAGGGGUGAUCACUUGUUUUAUUUAAAAAAAAUGUGAUCCAAUAUUUUU
Molecule: messenger RNA, 1415 nt
Organism: Oryza brachyantha (malo sina)
Lineage: Eukaryota; Viridiplantae; Streptophyta; Magnoliopsida; Poales; Poaceae
Product: O-methyltransferase MdmC-like
Exons: 9
Coding region: 11-889 (292 amino acids)
Molecular function (GO): O-methyltransferase activity; S-adenosylmethionine-dependent methyltransferase activity
Source: RefSeq, a predicted model, not a curated record